Messenger RNA from Didymodactylos carnosus, 300 nucleotides. The record is from the annotation of a GenBank genome assembly. NCBI's taxonomy places the organism in Eukaryota, Metazoa, Rotifera, Eurotatoria, Philodinida, Philodinidae.
AUGAAAAAUGCCAAUGAUGGGGAAAUACAUGUUUAUAAAAAUUUAUCUGCAGAAGAACUGCGACAACUAGAAAACCAAAUAAAAAUUCAAGAUGUUGAAGAGGAACGUAGAAGGAAUGAAGCUUUAAAGAGUUUAAAUAUUGAUGAUUUACAAGAAAAAUCCGUAACCAGUAGGAAGAAAAAGAAGAAAAAAACAGGCAAACAAUCACAACCAAAAAGUAAUAAUGCGGAAGCAAAACAAACUGAAGAAAAAACUCAAAACAGCAUUCACCCUCAUCGUCUACCACAACAUUUUUCCUAA